AUGCGCCAGAAACAACUUGACACGGGUGCAGCAGAAAGACAGAAGCGGCAGCAAGAGAACAUGGCAAAGCAGAGGCUGCGAGACCGCCAACGCAGAGAAGCAGCGAAUGAUUACCAAGCAGAUGAUCUUGAUCUGGAGUCGGAGCUCGAGUAUAUGGAAGAGGAGCCCAGUACGCAAACACAGUUCUCCACGACUACGGUCCUUCAGCCAACCACGGCGCUUCGUCCUAUUGAGAAUCAAGCUCCUAUCCAACCUGUGCGGAAGAGUCUUGUCCGCACAUCAGGGCAUAUCCCGAAGCGUCCCGAGCCCAGAAUGAUUAGCGCAGACAGGUCAAAGACCAAUGUGCCUCACCGGUUCCGUCCUGGCGUGCUCCCCAGCGCGCACUUGCACAAUCCUAGCAGCCUUUUCUCCGCGACUACUAUCCAUCGACCAACCACGGUGCUUCACUCCGCUGGGAAUGAAACUUCUAUCCAACCUGUGCGGAAGAACCCUGUCCACAUAUCAGGCCUUAUCCCGAAACAUUCAGAGCCCAUAUCGAUCAGUGCCGACAGCUCAGAGACCACCGUGCCGCACCUGUCCCGUCCUGAGGACGAAUCUGGUGGUAACCAAGAAUGGCAUGAUAGAGCCUCCGAUGAUCAAGAAGACACAGGCAUGCUGCACGACGAAGAAGAUGAGUUCGAUUGGAACGCCCUUCCCCGUAGUUCAUCUCCGUCAAGCUCAUCGCCUGUGCCGGCUCGCACUGAACUGCCGCCUCCUCGUGUUACCGCCAAGUCGCAUCGACAACGGCCAUCCUCCGAUGCGGUACGGGUGGUGAAGAAGAUGCGAUCGAGCGAUGAUUGUCCGUAUCCAUCCGCAGAUCAGCAAGUGCAGUGGGCCAAAAGAGCAUGGAGCCACGCGUGUCGUCAGAAAGGGGUUGAAGGUGAUCUGACGGAGGAUUUAGUGAAGCUGAUUACAAAUCGAGGCUCACAUAUUCGUGGGUCCAUCCGGGAUGCCGCACGUCCUCAUGUCAAAGGACAAUAUGGCCUACGACCACCCAGCAAGACCAAUCCCACGAUUACACGGCUCAACCGUGAUCGCGUCGAACUUUUGAAGGAUAACGCAAGGUUCUACUGCGAGAAUCCAGAAGCCGAAGAGGGAGAAUUUGAACAUCCAGUGAUACAAGAUGUGCUCAACUCUACGUUAUUCAAGGAUCGUCUUUCGCCCGGUGUCAUUCAUCAGCAAUACUUCACUCCCGAGCUGCCGCUGACGACACUGGCACUGAUUCUCACUGCUAUCGAAUGUGUUCUUGACGAGUGGAAGACUGGUGAAGAGAAACGCUUGAACUUCUCGGAGAAAGAGUACAAGGAUGUAUUCGAAGAGCACUUGGCCGCGCUCGAGCAGUGGCAGAACCGUGUUCCAUACGGUAUGGCCACAAUCAGACGUGGACUCACCGAGAACGCUCGGCUCUAUGCGAAGGCUCCAAUAGAAGCCCAGCCGACCCAUGUCCGGUCGCUUCGCCUUGAUGAAAACCGGUUGGAGGCCGCUGAGCGCCGCUGGGAGGCACGCCGACAGAUCGCAGAAGGAGGUCACGAUGCGGCAUGA
Messenger RNA from Punctularia strigosozonata HHB-11173 SS5, 1581 nucleotides. RefSeq lists its product as uncharacterized. The coding region runs from base 1 to 1581 and encodes 526 amino acids. Lineage: Eukaryota; Fungi; Basidiomycota; Agaricomycetes; Corticiales; Punctulariaceae. The record is from RefSeq and is a predicted model, not a curated record. The transcript is spliced from 14 exons.